Molecule: messenger RNA, 423 nt
Organism: Syzygium oleosum
Lineage: Eukaryota; Viridiplantae; Streptophyta; Magnoliopsida; Myrtales; Myrtaceae
Product: calmodulin-binding protein 60 D-like
Exons: 2
Coding region: 1-423 (140 amino acids)
Biological process (GO): regulation of salicylic acid biosynthetic process
Cellular component (GO): nucleus
Molecular function (GO): calmodulin binding; DNA-binding transcription factor activity; sequence-specific DNA binding
Source: RefSeq, a predicted model, not a curated record
AUGGUGAGGGGAGGCAACGGAUUUCCUAUUCAUGUCAUCUUAGUAGAUUCUAGUACAGGCAGGGUUGUGCAAUCUGGACCCUUGUCAGUGCUAGAGUUGAUGGUGACGGUGAUUGGAGGUGACUUUGAUGAAGAAGCUGGUGAAAAUUGGACUAAAGAGUUUUUUCGGAGUAAUGAAAUAAGGGGGCGAGAUGGGAAGAUGCCACUCUUGACGGGUGAUCUCUCAGUGAUCCUCAAUAAAGGCAUAGGGAGAUUGCAUGCUAUCACUUUUAAUGACGUAUCAAGCUGGACAAGAAGUGGAAAAUUUAGGCUUGGAGUAAAAACUGCAACGGCUUGUUGCGAGGGAAUCCGUGUCCUUGAGGGCACAUCUAAUGCCUUUGCCGUGGAAGAUGAAUCCAUAAUCCUAGAAAUGGAGUAUGCUUGA